Messenger RNA from Nothobranchius furzeri (turquoise killifish), 5155 nucleotides. RefSeq names its product ubiquitin carboxyl-terminal hydrolase 46-like. Gene Ontology annotation, molecular function: cysteine-type deubiquitinase activity. The record is from RefSeq and is a predicted model, not a curated record. Lineage: Eukaryota; Metazoa; Chordata; Actinopteri; Cyprinodontiformes; Nothobranchiidae. Gene Ontology annotation, cellular component: cytosol; nucleus. Gene Ontology annotation, biological process: protein deubiquitination.
CUGCCCGCGGAUAAGCGGAGUAGGAGGUGACGCUACCAUCUACAUCAGCUCUGAGGAAGUUUGCAGCCGCAAACAAAACCAUCAGCAAGGUAAAGAAAAACCUUAUCUGUGUUUAAAAAAGAACCAAAAAUGGAAUUGGAGUCCAGACCCUCUCAAGCAAACUGGUUCCAGAGCCAGAGCCAUGCUUUGAGGUGAGUCCGACUAUAUGUAGAACCUCUCAACUUCACACACCAACUCAGGCUUCUGCCCCACCAGAGGCGACAUUCCACGUGCCAAGAGCCAGCUUCUGUAGCCGAGGAUCAGACCACCAAAGUCCCCGCCCUCGACUACCUCCCCUCACACACUGCACCUGACCCCUUUGGCCCCUCCCACGAGUGGUGAGCCCUCUUUGGGCUAUGCCCGUCUGGGCUCCAUGGGAAAAAGCCCAGCUACCAGGCGCUCGACAACAUGCCCUGGCCCCAGAGGGGUCCCUGGUGACCCGCGUCUGGGCGAGGGAACACUGCUUCUGUUUUUCUUCAUAAGAGGUCUUUGGGCUGCUCUUUGUCUGAUCCCUCACCUAGGGCCUGUUUGCCAUGGGUGACCCUACCAGAGGUAUAAAGCCUCAGACAACUUAGCUCCUAGGAUCAUUGGGACACUCAAACCCCUCCACCACGUAGGGUAACAGGGAGCUGGUGUCAUCAGCAGUCAUUGGCAAGAGGCAGGAAGACAAACUGGACAGAUUGCCAGUCCAUCAUUGGGACACAGAGAGACAACCAGUCACGUGCCCACUCACACCUGGGGACAAUUACGAGUCUCUGGUUAAUUUAACAUCCAUGUUUCUGGUCUGAGCAGAAUUCCACGCAUGCAGAGGACACGAAAACUCCACAUGGAAGGCAGCACAGGCGGGAUUCGAACCGACAUCCAUCUUGCUGCGAGACAUCAGUGCUAUCAACUGCACUGCACAUUAUUUUAUCUUAUUACUCAGGGUUGGCGUGUUUAAGGCAAUCCUGUUUGUGUUUAAGGCGUUAAACUCAGGGGCACCUAAAUACCUUUCUGACAUCAUCCACCGACGUGUCCCGGUGCGUUUGUGGCAAGGUGGAGAAACGAGGGCCCGGGCGGGAUUCGAUCCCCAGACUCCCGGGUGAGAGUCAUGCACGCUCUAACCAGUCAGCUUAAGGGACAUCCCCGUGGCCAAGUAGCCAAGGCGCAUGAUCAAUCGGGACAUUGUGACAGGACGCUCACACUGUCACACGUUCCCUUAGGUCAGCUGACCAGAGACUAUUAACUGUGCCCAGGUACAGCCUGAAGUCUCGUGGGAGUCGUGCCUUUUCAGUGCUCGGACCAAGUCUUUGGAAUGAGCUGCAAGCCGACGUAAAGCAGGCCAAAUCACUGGAAACCUUUAAAAGCCGACUAAAAACACAUCUGUUCUCGUUGGCGUUUGGACAUUGAAGUUGGGAUUGCGUGGGCAGCAUCACUUUGAAUGUGUCUGGAUCUGAUUCUGGAAAAAGGACUGAUAUGGAUUGCGAACUUGUACUCGGGAAUUCUUAUUGCAUUUUAAAUGGUUAUAUGUCUGUUUUAUUGUUGUGAUUUUUAUUGGUGUACAGCGCUUUGUUUGUCCGUUUGGGGCAUGUGAAAGCGCUUUAUAAAUAACGUUGAUUUGAUUUAUUUUAGUUUAUCAGUGUAUUUUCAUGUGAUGUCCAAAAUGUGAAUUAAAGGACAACAGGGAGCUCAUUUUAAAUCAACGUCAGCCCGAUGUGAUGGCUUAGUCUCAGCUCCAGGAUUAUUAGUUUUAUUUUGAGCCAUUUAAAAAUAUAUCAUAAAGCUACAAGUACAACAAACUACCGAGCAGAUCAGUUUAUGAAAUGCAAACACCUUCGUUUCACCACUAAUAAUGGUAUUUUCUAUUUAACUGUAUUGUAUUCUAACGUAUAAAUGCUAUUCUGUAAUUUACAUUUGCAACUGAAAAUCGCCCCGACAGCUAAGUACCAUGGGUUCAACCUUGGGUCAACAUGUUACCUGAACAGCGCCCUGCAGGUUCUGUUCACGACCAAAGAGUUCAGAGAUAAUGUGAUCAGAACAAAGGUGGAGAAUCCUGGUGCAGAUUUUAUCGAUCGCCAUCUUAAACAUCUGUUCACUGAGUUACAGAAUCGGAAAACUAAGACACGCAGAAUAUUAAAGGCUCUGAGCAUUAAUAGCGUCAAUGAACUCCAGGAUGCUGCAGAGUACUUUGAGAAGAUUUUAAGUAAAACCAGUCCUGAUGCAGCAAAGGAUUGUGUUUGUUUAUCUCUGCAGAUCUUCCAUGGUCAGAUGACACACAGAACCACUUGUUCUGAAUGUGGCACACAGAACGACACAGAUGGACCUUUCUGGCAUCUUCCUCUUGAGCUGGUAGAUUCCUCCAGUGGGAACUACAGCGUGCCGCACAAGGGAGAGACGCACAUUGACAGAGACGUUUUGCUCUCGGACUUCUCCGUCAGCUGGGGAGUGUUUGAAGACAAUUCCCCGCCAGGACAACAGAGGGCGUAGCACUUUUCCGUGGUAUCCUGUCACCAUUACAGUCACGUAUUCAGUCCACGAUGGUGUAUCUAUACUGUGUUUACAUUGUUUUAAUGUAUGGUUUUGUUUUUAUGAGUCUUUUUACCGCUGACAAUUUUGUCCUUGAUUCCUCUCCACCUCUUUACGCAACACAUUCUCACUCCCAGCACGUCCAAAACAAACGCUUGGUCAGCCACCAUCCGCCUCAGACCCUUGACGCCAAAAGUGCCCUUUUUCGUUACUUAUGUGCGAAAAGGGUUUUUUCCCUUUUCUGACUGCAGAUCCCAAUGCAGCGUAAAACUGACUCAAUGGGAUGUCCGCUGAUGCGGCACCGAACCAGCUCAUUUAAUCGCACCUAAACCUUAAUGUUUCACUAUUUAUAACCUUCCCCUCACCCUCACCCUAACCUUAACCCUCUUGCUACCUAAAACGUUACUCUCACUGCAUUCUGACUGUGAAUUUUCGUAUUUGCUGCCCAAGGGGAACAUUAGAACAUACCUUCUGGCGAGGGGGAGGUUACAAAUACCCUCUACUGUUAACCACCACCGUGGUAGUUGAAACCUCCCCCUUGCGUUGCCUCGGUCCAAACCCGACCAAUGACGAGGCGGCUCCCGCCGUUCACUUCAUAGAGCCGGCUUUUAGAGCGACCGACACAUCACUAACGUGUUCGCUAGCAAGAUGGUUAUGUUUAGGAUAGGGGUGAGGGGAAGGUUAAAAAAGAGGAUAAGGUUAGGUUGAGGUACAAUGAGCUUGUUUGGUGCCCUGGCUGCAGACAUCCCAUCGCGUCAGUGUAACGCUGCAUUGGGAUCUGCAGUCAGAAAAGGGAAAAACCCUUUUUGCACAUAAGUGACUAAAAAGGGCACUUUUGGUGUCAGGGGUCUGACGAGGAGGGUGGCUGACCAAGCAUUUGGUUAUGACGCGCUGGGAGGGAGAACGUGUUGUUUUAUGUGAUCAGGACCUCUAAAGUCACGUUUCUCAUUUUUUCCGUCCACGAAAAAAACACUUGCUGCAUGUCUUUUUACUCCUUCAGUCACGGGUGAGUAAAAGUUCAUAUUUUCAGACUGUUCCGUGUCUGCUGCUAAACAUGUCUUUACCUUUUGAAGCAGCAAAGACGGUGCUGUUGAUGAAUUUACAGGAAGCAGUGUCCUGACCAAUUACAAGCUUGCUCUUUCAACGGAUAGUUAAAAAUUGGGGCGUGUCAACCAUGCUUCAAUGGAAUUAGUUAAAAAAUAAACUCAUGGAACAGGCCUGGACAAAAAUGAUGGUAUCCCUAACUAAUAUUUUGUUGCACAACCUUUUGAGGCAAUCAUUGCAGUUAAAUGAUUCCUGUCACUGUCAAUGAGACUUCUGCACCUCUCAGCAGGUAUUUUGGCCCACUCCUCAUUAGCAAGCUGCUCCAGUUGUCUCAGGUUUGAAGGAGGCCUUUUCCAGACAGCAUGUUUCAGCUUCUUCUAGAGAUGCUCACUAGGAUUGAGGCCAGGGUUCAUAUGAGGCCACUUAAGAUUAGUUCAAUGUUUGCCUGCUAGCCAUCCUUGGGUGUCUUAGCUGUGUGUUUUGGGUCAUUGUCCUGUUGCAAGACCAUGACUUGUUACUGAGACCAAGCUUUCUGACACUAGCCGGCACAUUUCUCUCUAGAAUCCCUUGGUAGACUUGAGAUUUCAUUGUACCAUGCACAGAUUCAAGACACCCUGUGAUGCAGCAGCCCCAGAACAUAACACAGCCUCCAUGUUUCAUGGUAGGGACAGUGUUCUUUUCUUGAUAUGCUUCAUUUCUCCAUUCUUGUCUCAUCUGUCCACAGGACAUUCUCGCAGAAGCUUUGUGGCUUGUCAACAUGUAGUUUGGCAUAUUCCAGUCUGUAUUUUUCAUGAUUUGUUUUCAACAAUGGUGUCCUUCUUGGUUGCCUCCCAUGUAGUCCACUUUGGCUCAAACAAUGACGGAUGGUGAGAUCUGACACUGGUGUUCCUUGAGCUUGAAGUUCACUUUGGACGUCUUUAGAAGUUUUCCUGGGCUCCUUUGUUAUAAUUCGGAUUAUCCGUCUCUUUGAUUUGUCAUCAGUUUUCCUCAUGUGCCCACGUCCAGAGAGGUUAGCUACAGUCCCAUGGAUCUUAAAUUUCUGAAUAACAAGUGCAACCAAGUCACAGGAACAUCUAGCUGCUUGGAGAUGGUCUCAUAGACUUUACCUUUAAUGCUUGUCUAUAAUUUUCUUUCUAAUCUCCUGAGACAACUCUUUCCUUCACUGCUUUUGGUCCAUGCGGAGUGUAGUAAACACCAUGUCACUAAACAACAUAGUGAUGACCUGGAGCCCCAUAGAUAGGCCCUCUGACUGUCUACAUGAUUGUAGACACCUGUGAUGUUCGUUAGUGACACACCUUGAAUUAACAUGGUCACAUUAUUUUCUAGGGGUACCAUCAUUUUCGUCCAGGCCUGUUCCAUGAGUAUAUUUUUUUAAUAAUUCAGCUGAAGCAUGGUUCAAAGUCAAGGUCUGACUGUCAUUAAAUAGAAUUUUUAUUUAUUAUUACUUUUGCCAGAUUCAAGUUAUUUCUGUGACCACAGUGUGUUUUUCUUUCAUUGACAGAAGGGUACCAACAUUUUUGUCCACAUCUGUAGGUAUAACAACAUUUCAACAUCUGGGGAUAUUAGU